Molecule: messenger RNA, 7642 nt
Organism: Oreochromis niloticus (Nile tilapia)
Lineage: Eukaryota; Metazoa; Chordata; Actinopteri; Cichliformes; Cichlidae
Gene: sypl1
Product: synaptophysin-like 1
Exons: 2
Coding region: 6010-7050 (346 amino acids)
Cellular component (GO): synaptic vesicle membrane; synaptic vesicle
Molecular function (GO): methyltransferase activity; 2-oxoglutarate-dependent dioxygenase activity
Source: RefSeq, a predicted model, not a curated record
AAUCUAACACAUUUGCCUUAUAUCAGCCUAAUAGCUUGAGUAUGAUUUCAGGAACCACACAGUUUCCAGUCGCUUUCCCAUCCCGUGAAUUUUCCCAGUCAGACAUUCAACCUUCCAAGAAAAUUUGAAAACCCCAGCUUUAUCUAGAAGUGCACCGCUACUCUGGGUCCGCUACUUUUAAAAGUCUGAAAAGUGAUCUGAGAUGAGGUGCAGGAGUCUAGUCACCUCCCAGAUCACUUGAAGAAUAAUAUGAUGAGAAAUGGAUUGUUUUGUCCAGUGAUUCCAAACAUAUGCUGAACGCCUUAGAUUUGAAUCUUGCGGUAGAAAAUGUGGCGUAAUAUCCCUUUAUUUUCACUGGUCCUUGCAGCGCAUCCUUAAUAGUAAAUAAAUGUCAAGAAUUCUUCCCUUGCGCUUUGCUAAGAGUCAUAUGACCCAGCCAGCACCAAAGGGGCGGUGCACAGUUGGUGCAAACGGCCCAAGGGGCGGCAGCUUUCUGGAGAAUGGAUCCAGUGAGAACUCAGUAGGACACUUCCGAUAGUUUUUGGGACUCAGAAGUGAGUCAACGGUAACUUUCGUGCCUCUUGGUGUGAAUUUGCAUUGGUUUUCUGCGGUAAAACCCCAGUGCUUACCUCGCAGCUGUAGGGUUUUCCAAGUUGUCUUUGCGGCUUUUAUUUUUUAAUUUCACCUGGCUCGGGGGAAAGCACGCUUCUCUCAACAAAACCCCCCCAAAAGGCUAAAGAGGUUUUCUCUUUUGUUUUAGCCUUGAUUUUCCUGUAACCAAAUACACGGCACGCGUUCUGUUCAAAGGCAAAGCGAGUUUUGGCACUCUUUACGCGCGUAUCCGCGCCAUCUGAGCUUCAGCACCAGUCCAAAACGGAUCUACACUGGAAAUUAAAAAAGAAAGAAAGAAAGACGAAUAAGGAAAUUUAAAUUAAGAUUUGUUGUUUAAAGUUUAUUAAACGAGUGGAACUUUUUAUCUUCCACGCUAGACACACUAGAUCUCCUUUUUGGGGGGUAAGAAGUUGGACUGUAAAACUCAAAAUCUGCUCCCUGUUUUUUUUUUUUUUUUUUUUUUUUGCAGCGUUAGCAGUAGAGACCACGUCACUCGGUCUACUCCCCCUUUUCCUUCCCUUGUUGGAGCAACAUCCACAGCUUAGAAACAGCUGGAUAAAGAUUUUGGAUCAGAAAAGCGCAAUCAUGAUGACCGGAUUUCGACUAAACCUGUCGCCCCUGAAGGAGCCCAUCGGCUUCGUCAAACUGGUGGAGUGGGUGUUUCAGAGGAGCUCCCAUGACAAGCGGGAAAGAUUUCGUCUCUUGGUUGACUUUGGAAUGCCCCCCCACCGACCAAUCCCCGGAAGAGCCGAAGGAGUUGGCUGGGGCGUCUCUGCUUGGACUUGGACUCUACAAUCCGGACUCUGAUUAGCAACGAAGAAUGGAUGGAUGCACUUUUUGUAACAAACACUACAUCAUAACCAAAUGUUUCCCACUAAAAGAUAUUUUUAACAUGAAACUAGUGUGUGUGUGUGUGUGUGUGUGUGUGUGUGUGUGUGUGUGUGCAUCCCCAGCAAACUCUUAAACACACAAUCCUACAGACAGCCUACAGACAGUAUCCUGCCUUCAGGUGAUAGCACGUUCAGUAGAUCUAGGGACAAAAUUUAAUGUAACAUGAAAAUUGAAGGUUAUCAAAAAGUUUUGGGGGUUUUUAUCCAGUGUCCAUCUCCCUUAUAAAUUGUUUAGUGAAUCAAAAGCCACUUUACUUGUACUCAUAACUGGCAUGUCCUGAACAGUCGCACCGCCCAAGAUGUUAUCUCCCACACAGUAGGACACAGGGAGGAGUCUUCAGCAUAACAAACGCUACAAGGAUGCCCCCAGUCGCUCAUCGUUGUUUAAUAAGAAUGAUAAUAAAGCUUUUUUCUCUCUUUAUGGACUCGUGACUCCACCACAUUUCUCUGGCUAAAUAUGGAGAGCCAGUUUGUGCAGGGCCUCUGGAGGGAAACACAGUGACACAAGUAGGCGUGCACACACUCAAGUGGAUUUGGGAUUUGUGGUCAGACUGACCAGAGCUCUGCGACUUCUGUGUGAGAAAUGAAGGGAAGUGCUGAUUAUACUGCUUUUCUGCCACUGUUUCUAACUUUUUGGGAAAUUUAUCUUUCCUUAACAGCUUGUCAAAGUACAGACCCCUCCAUCUGCAAGCACUUUCUCUUUCCUUAUCAGUUCAGGUCUUUUUUAUAACAUACAAAAAAUAAAUAAAUGGUAGCUUCUUCUACGUAUUAUGAAUAGGUGCUGUGUGUGUAAUUGUUUAUUCUCCCUCAUAGCUCGAUUAUGAGCUCUAGUUUCAGGAAUGUCCAUAAUUUGGCACUGAGGGGUUUGCAGAUGUUUUGGAUGCCAAACAAAUGGAGACUAAGGACUGAUAAGGUAUUGCUGUGUUGCCACAGUUUUUAGGGAGUCACAGGGUUUUAAGAAGAUGCCAAUGUGUGUUUGGUCUAUGCUGGCCCUUGCAAUAGUUCAUAAAGGCAGAGAAAAUUUGAGAGAAGUACAUUAUUGUAGCCAAGAAAAAAAGAGAAAAAAACAGGAAGUGGCAGUCAGUGACAUCUGGAGAAACAUCUGGAGAGAAGUCUCGAGGUGUGGGGGUUUGUGGUGUACAUAAAGCGUUAAAUGACAGCUGCCCCUGUUGAAAGCACUUUUCAGCGUGACCGUGUGUGGUACAGUUUGGCUGACAAAACAGAAUUCAGGAAGUGAGCUUAAAGUAUUGUAAAGGUUUUAGUUGGUGUGUCCUCCUAAAUGGGCCGAUUUUUUUGUAUGUUUUUCUGUAUAAGGAAACAUUCUCUAUGUGCUUUGAGUCAAAGGCCAUUUCUUUGUUUUCAUGAUGCAAACCACUUCCUGGCCUUCAGUCUGUAGACUCCCUGUACAAGGAGAUUCAGAGCCAGUUCACAUCCACCUUUAUCUCAGGGAAGUAACUACAGUAUUAUUAAUUGGACAGUUCUCUUUGAGGAAGCACUUGGUGAUGGUGGGGAAGAAGAACUUCAGUUUGUUUUACGUCAUAUUCUGUUUCUUUGGGUUCUCAGUUCUGUAGCUUCAUCUGCUUAUCCUUAUCCUUUAAAAAUUCCUCAUAGUCCAAGGAAGCAUGUUGAUGAACAUCUGUGGUCAAGAGGGUUAGCGAACUGCAUCUGUAACUAUAUGGGAUGGUAAUUAAAUACAUGCCGGUUAUAAAUCAGGGAGUAGGGAAUUCCAGGCCUCGAGAGCCGGUGUCCUGCAGGUUUUAGAUCUCACCCUGGGUCACCACACCUGAAUCAAAUGAUUAGUUCAUUACCAGGCCUCUGGAGAACUUCAAGACAUGUUGAGGAGGUCAUUUAGCCAUUUAAAUCAGCUGUGAUGGAUCAAGGACACAUCUAAAACCUGAAGGGCACCUGCUCUCGAGGCCCUGCUAUAAAUCAUUAAAAAACUGAAUAUCCCACUCCUUAGAAUAUAUUUUAGUGCAACUUCACAGUAAACAAGCAAGGUGUGGAUGUGAGUUAGAAAUUGAGGACACUGCACACUCAGAGAAUCAUGGGGUAUCCAGACAUGGAAAGAAACCUGUAGGGAAGUUUUAUGUACUACAUCGUCCAGAGUGACAAUGAUACUUUGUAUCAGAAGGAAAUCAGCAAUUUGUAGCACAGAGCACAGAAAACAACCUACUGCUUAACAAAAAACAAAACUAAGGAUCUGACUAUUGAUUUCAGCUAAAAGAAAGCAAAUUGAUAUAGAUUAGUAGAGCUGAUGAACCUUUUUCAAUAUGUUUUUACUAACAAAGUUUUAUAAAUGUAAAUUAAAUGUGAGAAGAAAAAAAGAGUGUGUCAGGAGUGGGAUUUGAACCCACGCCUCCAUUUGGAGACCAGAAUUCCCUUUUGUGAGGCAGGAGUGACUCCUUGAGUCUGGCGCCUUAGACCACUCGGCCAUCCUGACAGUUGUGAAGUACUGAUUAACAAAAUCACUCAUGACAUCACAACUACACCUAAAGACUUGCCCCAUCUCAAUCUAUUUUAUACUUUGCUGUGACUAAGGAUGUAGAGGGCUGGUAUAAGAGUUAAUCUAACAUUAUUCUCUAUCCUUUCUAAUUAUGGUCAGUUUUCUGUAGCAGGGAUAUAAAAUGAAUAAGACUCAGAAUCACUCAACAGAUUGAAAUCAGAAACUGCUGUGCCUACGUAUUUACAGAAGCUGGGCUCAGUUUUCAUUCAAAACUCAACAAAUUCACAGAGUAUGCCAUUUCCCUCCACUACACCUAAAUCGGAAUGUUUGUUUUUUGCUGAUUUUACCUAAGCAUUCAUCCAUGUUUCUCCAUGGAACUAAGUGGCACAUUCUAGUUAAGUAUCACACUUUGCAGUUGGAUGUCUUCACAAACAGACUUCAGACAGUUUGGAUAGGCAGUUAAACCUCCUCCACCCCCUCAGGGUUGUAUGCUCAGCCCUCUUCCUGUUCACUCUGUGCACCCUUGACUGCUUUCACAGACAUGGAAAGAAACCUGUGUUGAAGUUUGCAGACUACAUCACCAUCUUCAGGAGGAAAUCAACAGUGUUGCAUUAUGGUGGACAGAAAACUUCUCAAAGUCCACGAAACAAAGGAGCUGAUGAUUGAUUUUAAGAAGAGUCAAUCAUUCCAUGAGUUGUAAUCAAGCAGCUUGAUUGAAAUUGGAGAGUAAAAGAUUUUGUCAGGAGUGGGAUUUGAACCCACGCCUCCAUUUGGAGACCAGAAGUCCCUUUUUGUGUGGAAGGUAUUUAUCCUUGAGUCUGGCGCCUUAAACCGCUCGGCCAUCCUGACAAGUUAGCUGAUGGUGUCAUCUAAGUCAAGACUGACAUUACAAAAACAAGCCAACAAUUCCACCUUUAGCCCUUUUCUCUUCUGGGGUUGUAUUGAUGAGCAAUACAAAACAUGUGAUGUGAGGGAAAAUGGAAAUGUUGACAUGCCUGUCUUUGUCAGCUAGAAUUCAUUCCAUUCAUUCCAUUCCAAUUCAUUCUCUGAUUAUAGUGAUAGAAAAACAUCAACAUAGUGACAAGUGAUAUACUGCCUGACAGCAACAUAGUUUUGAGUCUUAUAAUGGAAGCAAGAAUUAGUUCUUCCAUUUCUUUGUCAUUCAAUUAUUUAAAUUUGCUUUCACCCAACAUGGGGCUUGAACCCAUGACCCUGAGAUUAAGAGUCUCAUGCUCUGCCAUCUGAGCUAGCUGGGCUAUGAAGCCAACUUACAACACUGGUCUCAAAGCCAAAAAAGUUGCUAAACAGACUUGGAGCGGAGCAUAGAAAACCUGAGGCAAAGUUUAGCUAAUGGUAGUAUGCCUCCUGCUUGCAUACUCAUCUGGACUAAAUUAUGGAUUUAAAGGGUUUGAAAAAAUGGUAUAAAAGAGAUCAAAGAGUGAGUUGCAUACCUGAAGCAGCAGGCUUUUGUGUAUCAUUCUAUUGUAGUUCUUUAAUAACACUAACACAGUGGUCCCUCGUUCAUCGCGGGCGUUACUUUCCAAAAAUAAUCCGCGAUAAGUGAAAUCUGCAAAGUAGCCAACUUUAUUUUUUACAAUUAUUGUAGAUGUAAUGCUGUAAAACCCCUCACUACACACUUUAUACACUUUUCUCAGACAGGCAUGAACAUUUCCACAGUUUUCUCUUAGGACAAAAAUAUGGCUGCGUAAAAGAUUACCACAAGAGACAAGCAAAGUUAGUAACUAGAUAAUAAUUUUAGUGUAAUAUUUAGUUGCCAAAGAAAGACCCACAGAUUUCCAUAAGGAGUCGGUGGAGACCAAAACAGAGGAAAAAGGAAAUUGAAGUUUACUUCAAGAUUACCGUGCAGCCAUAUACAGAAUUCCAAAUGUAAGUUACUAUUGCAUAUCGUUGCAGCAUGUCUGCUAGAUGUGCAAACAUGGAAGCCUCUAUUUGCUUCGAUCUUCACCAUAUUAACUGUUAAAUGCAACAUUAGUGGUCACAGGGCAGUCAUAAAUCUAAGAGCUAUUUAUUUUUUGCAAUAAAAUACGAAGCUUUCCGUGACACAUGGUGCCUAUCAACAACUCUCUUUCCGGUCUCCGUUCCACCUCCACUGGCUCCCCCCAGGGCUGUGUGCUCUCCCCCCUGCUCUUCAUCCGCUACACUGACGACUGCAGAUCCACACAGCCCAACUGUCACCUGGUUAAAUAUGCUGACGACACAGUUCUCCUGUCACUGCGGUCAGGCCCCUCACAACACCACGGGCCCUCUCUUCAGGAGUUUGUAGAGUGGUGUGACAGCUCCAAACUUGAAUUGAACGUGAGCAUAACCAAAGAGAUGGUGGUGACCUUCUCCAGUAGGCAGAGGGAUCUGGCUGCUUCAGUCACCACCACCAUCCACGGGAAGCCAGUGGAGGUAGUUGACAAGUACAAAUACCUGGGAACCAUCUUUGACAACCUCCUGAAAUUCUCUGCCAACACAGAGGAGAUUCUCAGGAGGUGCCACCAACGGCUAUACCUCCUUAGGAAACUCAACUCCUUUGGAGUCAACACACCCAUCAUGAUGACUUUUUACUAUGCCUUCCUGGAAAGCAUCAUGACCUUCUCCAUCACCUGCUGGUUCCACUCCCUCAGCUUUCAGAACAAGAACAGACUGCAUCAGUGUGCUCUAAAAUCAUUAGCCAACCUGUCAGAACUCUGGCACAGGUUUUCAGCCAACAGGCCCUCAGACAGGCAGCCAAAAUCAUCAACGACCCCUCUCACAUUCUUCACCCCGCAUUUCAAUGGCUCCCCUCUGGGCGACGCCUCCGCUGCAUUUCCUGCAGGACUGAGAGGAGGAGAGCCACCUUUGUCCCCAAAGCCACUCUGCUUUUUAACUCCAGCCGAUAAGACCAUUUCCCACACCCAUAAACAUAAACUACACUCUUCUUAUACUACCGACACUUUAUUCACUUUUAGUCACUUACAGUUAUUUAUUCACCUUUCACUCACUUUAAUUUUAAAAAUGUGUAAUUUUAAAACUGUAUAUUCUGUGUAUUUAUUAUUUCACUCCUAUUGCCUGUUCUUAUUGUCCUUACCUUCAACAUUAUGCUCCUUGGUUGUUUGUUAAUUGCCCCUUGGGGAUAAAUAAAGUCUUCUGAUUCUUUUUCUGAUUUUCACUUGAAAUCAUUGUUACCCAUCAUGCUGCUCGAUGAUUUCUAUUAUCAUUGGUUAACCUUGUUUAAAGGUUGAGCUGAGUGGCAGCCACCCUCACUAAAAGAAUUCUGUUUGUGUUGGUUUAAAGGGGAGCAUUAGUGUCACAUGGUCAGCAGGCUGAAUCAGAUGCUUUUCUGCAAGAAAGAAUUUAAGAGCUGAGUGGCAGGAUUAGUGAAACCAUGCAAGUCACAUUUUUACAUUUUGAAAAAAUGAUGUGGUUCUUUAAAGGAAAUACUUGAUUUGUGCUGUCAUGGUUUUUUUCUGUAUUUUUUUUCAAUAGCAAAUAGAAAGUAACUGACCCAAUAUUCGAUCCUCUCUUUCAAAUUCUUGAAACUCUUCUUUUAUGAUCCUGUAAAAAUUGCUCAGUUGUUGUGUGUAUUCUUUUCAUGCGGUUCUUUAUAUUGAACAUACUGAGCAUAAUCCCACCACUUAGAAACUCUCCAGAGCCUUUGCUUUCCUGGUUUUGAUGUUAUUAAUAACAUUUUUCUCAUGAAACAUUUUUCUCU